This is a messenger RNA of Parathielavia appendiculata, 1428 nucleotides long. RefSeq lists its product as uncharacterized. Lineage: Eukaryota; Fungi; Ascomycota; Sordariomycetes; Sordariales; Chaetomiaceae. Bases 1 to 1428 code for a protein of 475 amino acids. The record is from RefSeq and is a predicted model, not a curated record. Gene Ontology annotation, molecular function: protein binding. The transcript is spliced from 2 exons.
AUGUGGCGGCUGCCGCCAGAGCUCUGGCUCAAAAUCUGCGCCUACCUUGACCUCCCCGACGCAGCUAGGCUCCGCCUCGGCUGCCGGACUCUUAGCGCCAUCGGCGCUCCCUUCGUCUUGCGGGAGGUCUCCGUCUCCUCGAACUCGGACGCUUUUGACCUGCUCCGUGCCGUCGCAAGCGACCCCAUCAAGGCCGCGUCCAUCCGGUCCCUGGUGUAUGGCCCGGGGCGUUUCUACCCCCUGGAGCACCCAGACAUCAAAGUAACCAACUAUGUCCCUCAGAGUUCCGGUUUGAUCAGCGAGGCGACACUACAGGCCCUCGACAAGUACAAGAAGGCCUGCCGGAACCAGGCUCUCAUCCUAAGCCACGACCUGGACUACGAGCUCUUCGCCGACGUGCUGCCCCGGCUGACAGGCCUGCGCAGCUUCAUCAUCAACUGCGAGGCCGGCCGGCCCGAGCACACAACCACACACAAGGGCAGCAGCAGCAGCAGCAACCGCCCAAACAGCUGGGCAUCAUGGCGCCCACCGACGCGGCACCCGCACCCGCAUCACGGCAAACCCGGCCGCCGCGCCCUGGCCUCGCUGCUCCGGGCCAUCGCCGUCGACGACAACAGCAGCAGCAGCAGCGGAACCGUCACCUUCCCGUCGCUCAAAGCGCUCGGUCUGAGCUGGGAGUCCCUCGAAGACCUAGGCUGGGCGACCACCCGGCGGCCGCAGCUCACCCCCUUUUUCACGGGCAUCCGCAACCUAAGUCUCCAGUUCUGCCUAUGCGGCGUCUUCCGCCGCGAUGAUGCACCGCGGCCCUGGGGCGGGCCGGGGCCGGGAGACCUGCACCAGACUCCUCCGCGUGAAGACCUGCGGCGGUACGCGCGGCUUCUGGGCUCAGAGGGCGCGCUGCCGGCGUUUCUGGCGGCGAUGCCGAGUUUGACUUCGCUCGCGAUCAGUUUCUGCUAUGGGCUGGGGCCUACUAAUAUCUCGCUUGUUGCAGGGGAUGAUGAUGGGAAGGGAAAGCAGCAGCGCUGGCCGUGUCUCGAAUCGAUCAGUCUAGGCGGGCUGAAUCUACCUAGAUCCAUGCUGAUGGACUUUUUGGGCAGCCACAAAGCCACGCUGCGCAGGAUCGAGUUGUUUUCGGUUGGGUCGGACGGGGACUGGCCUGAGAUGCUGAGGGAGAUGAGGGGGAUGUUGGCGCUCGAGGAUGCUGCGGUGUGGACGAGGAUCUAUAAUGAUGCCGGGCAGUGGCAUCUGGGGCGGCCCAUGGCCAGUGGCGCCGCGAAGGGGGAGGCGUGGAGAGGCGAGCAUGUCAAUUUGGCGACGGCUGUGGCGAGGUAUCUGGUCAAUGGUGGUGAGUGUCCUGUUACAGAGAGGAAUAUGAUUCCUGGGACGACGUCGUUGGUUCGGGGGUGCUAUACGUGUAGUUUGUACUAG